Aplysia californica (California sea hare) is the source of this 2460-nucleotide messenger RNA. RefSeq names its product galactose-3-O-sulfotransferase 2. Gene Ontology annotation, cellular component: membrane. Bases 987 to 2351 code for a protein of 454 amino acids. The transcript has a single exon. The record is from RefSeq and is a predicted model, not a curated record. NCBI's taxonomy places the organism in Eukaryota, Metazoa, Mollusca, Gastropoda, Aplysiida, Aplysiidae. Gene Ontology annotation, biological process: glycolipid biosynthetic process. Gene Ontology annotation, molecular function: galactosylceramide sulfotransferase activity.
UUGAGGUGGUGGUGGCAAUCGAUUGUUGGACAAGUCGACGGUGCACAGAUAUCACUGCCACAACCACCAACUGGUUUGGUUUCCUUCCUCCCCACCUCGUGUCUCGGCCUGCCCCCGCGCUCCUUCUGUGUGGCGCUUAAAGCGGCAGUUCUUGUUAUGGCGGCGGAUUAUUUUCGUCGCCGUCGUCGCGGCCCGCGUCCUGUGUUUUUCCUCCAACGUGGAUGAACUGUACCGGGUCAUUCUGAUCACAUUCAGAGGGGUCUCCGCUUCGCUGCAGCCCGGUAGUCAAUUGUAGUUGCGCCCGCGGGUUUCACUGUACUUUGGAUUACAUUUGGGCAAUAUCGGGUACACUACGUUCUACACGGCCUCGGUCGUAUCAAGUCUGUACCAGAGAGCUUUACGAUAGUAUACAGACUCGUCGAGAGCUUAUUGGUGUGUUGAAAUUCGCGAGAUGGCUUUGGGAUCUGUGCUGUUGACGGUGAAACCAACGGUGUUCUUCUUUAUAGGGUGUACUUUGGAUGUGUCUUCAACUGAGCAAGUUUUGUGAGGUCGUGUUGGCAGGAUGUGUCGGAAAUGGUAGUGAUUUUUCGUCAUGGUUCUUUACGAUCACCUGUGCUUUUAAAGUUGCCUUUUGGGGUAAAUAACUGUUGAUGGUUGUUGUUUCAACAAAUCUUAGAAGCUGCAAGAAAUGGUCAAAAGGACCGAUCAUAUCAGUUGAACUUGAUAUUAUUAUUAUUAUUAUUAUUACUGUAUCAGCCGCUGAUGUGUUACUCGGGACUAAAGUGGAAUGGGCGGCUUCAACAACGCAUUAACGUCUCUCCAUGUAUGAUUUGAUCGGUGUACCUUUCCGGAUGCUAACGCAAAAAAUCUUGCUCACCGUUUACGGAGACACGCUGAUUGCUGCCAUGGACGUCGGUCCAGAUAUUCUCUGACCCCAAUCUUGUCCACACACUCAGUGAUCCUUUAUUGUGGCCCACAACUGGACAAUGUGGUCUAUCAAAAAAAUACGCAUCAAGAUGGUGCGCCGGAAAUCUGACCUGCUUUUGAUAUUUCUCUUCUCUUUCUUCCUGGUGUACAUGAUGUUGCUGGUAUACGUCACAUUCCUGCAACCCAAUCCAGCAUACGAACAAGCACACAUGUCGGCCUACAUGCUGGACUUGGACGGAGAGAGCCUGUACGAGCUGGACUCAUCCGGACAUCCUCACCGACAGAAAAACGGUGCACGUCACGCCCACAAGUGUAAGGAGAAGCAAAACUUUGUGUUCAUCAAAGGUAUGAAAUGCGCUACGACGACACUUCUCGGUGUCUUCUACCGAUUCGGCUACACGCGCAAUCUGUCCUUCGUGACCCCCGUCCACUGGAAGAUGCACCUCAACUGGCCAUACCCCAUGACGCCCAGGGACUAUCGCCCGUCUCGAAGGGGCUACAACAUUCUCACCGAUCACGCCAUAUACUCAGAGCGCGAAAUGGCCGCGAUCAUGCCCAAAAACAGCGUUUACAUCAGCAUUGUCAGGCACCCAUUUGAGCAACUGAAGUCGAUAUUCCAGUAUUUCAAGGUCCACAAAGUUGCAGGGGUCCCAAGCAAAGUGGAGAACCCUGUGGUGGAGUACCUGUCCAAUCUCCAGCACUACGAAUCGUUCUACCAGCGUCAUAACGCUCCUAACCGUUGGUGUGUCCCCGAUGGUUUCUCCAUUACCAAGAACUUAAUGUCUCACUGCCUCGGCAUUCCUCUGGGUUUUCCCGCAGGCACGAAAAACAUCACAUCAGAUAACGACGAGAUACAAAGAUAUCUCGUGCAUUUCGACCGAAAGUUCAACCUGAUACUUAUCGCUGAGCAUUUUUUCGAGUCGCUGAUUUUACUGAGACGGCUUAUGUGCUGGGAAUUCUCAGACAUCGUUUUCAACAGCGCGAAUGUGGCGCAGUACAAAUUCAAGACUAUGGAAGUGCCGGACUCCAUCAUGGAUAUUCAUCGCAACUGGAGCAGCGUGGAUUACAAACUCUUCGAACACUUUAACGCGUCUCUGUGGAGACUGAUUCACCAACAGGGCCCGGAUUUCUAUGACGAAGUCGAGGCGUUUAAAAUUGUGCAAUCUCAAAUUAGCAGCUAUUGUUCAAAGAUUUAUGACGUAAAGGACAAAAACUCUAUCCCAGCAUAUUUAAACAAAACUGUGGUGCCAUCCUCUGAGUGGACACGCCAGUUCUCGAUGCUGCCCAAAGACUGUCUGCUCAUGGGACCAAACCCGUACGCCACGUUACAGAUUAUUCAGGGAGAGAGUGACGUCCGGGAUGGGGACUUGAUACGUCAGCAGGACAGUGUUCCGGACAAUAGAACAAUGAAGGGCUCGUGUUGACCAAGCUAGUCACCUCGGCCCAUUUGAAGGGAUCUCACUGCACAUAUAUAUUGUGUACAUGUGUGCAUUUGCAUGAUUAAUGUGUGUGUGUGUGUGUGAGAGAGAGAGA